AUGAAUGAAAUAGAUCCUAACAGUGAAGAAUCCUGUGAGGAUAAUAAAACUCAGGGAAGUGUCCAUGCUGAAGUCACCUACACUCCUUCCUACCCAAGGACAACCUCAACAACCAACACCAUGUGUGGCAGCUACUACAGAAACUGCAAUGGCGGCCGUGGCUAUGGGUGCUGUGGCUACAGAGACCUGGGCUAUUGCUAUGCAGGCCUGGGCUAUGGCUAUGGAGGCCUGGGCUGUGGCUAUGGCUGUGACUAUGGCUAUGCCUCCCGCUCCUUCUUUGACUGUGGCUAUAGGUGCGGCUCUGGCUGUGGCUCUAGCUUUGGCUACUACUAUUGA
Pongo pygmaeus (Bornean orangutan) is the source of this 336-nucleotide messenger RNA. RefSeq names its product keratin-associated protein 6-5-like. The coding region runs from base 1 to 336 and encodes 111 amino acids. The record is from RefSeq and is a predicted model, not a curated record. The transcript is spliced from 2 exons. NCBI's taxonomy places the organism in Eukaryota, Metazoa, Chordata, Mammalia, Primates, Hominidae. Gene Ontology annotation, biological process: keratinization.